Dentiscutata erythropus is the source of this 340-nucleotide messenger RNA. The record is from the annotation of a GenBank genome assembly. Lineage: Eukaryota; Fungi; Glomeromycota; Glomeromycetes; Diversisporales; Gigasporaceae.
GCCAAUGUAACAGUCAACAAUACACAUCGUAAUCAAAAUUUUCAACUAAUUCAAUCUAUUGUUAAUCAACCACCUCCUUCUUUUAAUCCUAUUAAUCCUAUUAAUCCUAUUAAUCAACCCACCAAUACAAUUAAUACAAUUCGACAUUUGCAAUGUCGUGAACGUAAGAAAGCAUAUGUCACUAAUCUGGAAUCACGUGUCACUAGUCUUGAAGCAGAAAAUACUAAAUUACGUCAAGAGCUAACAACUUUACAUUCAAGACUACAAUAUUGUCCUGUGGAUGUACAGGAAAGUAUGAGAUUAUAUAUGUUGGUGGAAGAUUUGAAAGAAAAGUUAAAUG